Molecule: messenger RNA, 468 nt
Organism: Lathyrus oleraceus (garden pea)
Lineage: Eukaryota; Viridiplantae; Streptophyta; Magnoliopsida; Fabales; Fabaceae
Exons: 1
Coding region: 1-468 (155 amino acids)
Source: RefSeq, a predicted model, not a curated record
AUGAAGAAGGCGACUGAGUUAAAUGAAUUUAUAGGCUUUCAGUUGAAUGAAGUGGCCACCUUCAAUAUUCUUCAUCUUUCCGACGACACUAUUCUUAUUGGAGGCUGUAGUUGGAAAAACUUGUGGAGUGCUAAGGCCAUUUUGAGGUGGUUCGAGCUAGUGUCUGGACUGCGGGUUAUUUUUUUCAGAAACAACAUUUAUGGUGUUAAUGUGAAAAAUAACUUCAUUCAGACUACUUCAUCCUUUCUUUUCUGCUAUAUUGAUAGGCUUCCCUUCAAAUUCUUAGGGGAACAGGUCGAUUCUAGACCUAGAAGAGCUAGCUUAUGGAGAAAAGUUGUUGAUAUGCUGAGACAAAAGCUAUCUAGUUGGAAAAGUAGAUUAUUGUCAAUAGGAGACAUGAUUGUUAGGAUAAAUGUUGUGCUAAACUCUAUCCUCGUUUAUACUUUGUCUUUACAAAGAUCUAAUUAA